AUGCCUCCAUGUCCACCGACUUUACAGACUCCAUACCGAGCAUGCAGUGCUAUGGAGCGUAACUGUCAUCUGCAGAAGACCCUGCCGGAAGGAUGCCAUGAAGUCUUUGCAUUCACGGACGAUUUCUUCAACUCAGCCGACUUAACAAUCCCCUUGCCAAUGUUGAAGUGUGGUGGAGCUCCAUUGGUGGACUUUGGAGACGCCUGCAAAGAGACUGAAAUGAAGGCAUCUUCCUUCCUUCCUUCUAGAGCAGCAGACACUGCCUCCAGCAGCACCCACACCACUGUUGCAGUCGUCCAAUUCACAGUCACAGCCACUGCCUUCAUCUCCAUCGACUUUGCAACUCACGUACUCAUCUUGCAGUCUGAUGGAGUACUGAGUCAGACCCAAUUUGAGACGGAUCAUCAGUACCAUCCGUCACCGUCUUCGGCGGAGGUGCAUCAACAGGCAGCAAAAGGGAAGUCAUCGCAACAGUUCUAUGCGUCACAAACGCAUCGUCAGUCCCCAUUGACACCAGUUGGCCAACAGACAGUGUCAAAGUCGCAGCAGGAGGAGGGAUCGACGAACAUGGGAACAGAAUCGGUAUCCACUGGCGGUUGUUACUCAGGCGAUGCGGAAGUGGUGAGUGGUGGUAGUGGAGGCGACGACUAG
Hydatigera taeniaeformis is the source of this 651-nucleotide messenger RNA. Lineage: Eukaryota; Metazoa; Platyhelminthes; Cestoda; Cyclophyllidea; Taeniidae. The record is from the annotation of a GenBank genome assembly.